Messenger RNA from Ananas comosus (pineapple), 985 nucleotides. Its product is annotated as ankyrin repeat and SAM domain-containing protein 6-like. Gene Ontology annotation, molecular function: protein binding. Bases 58 to 681 code for a protein of 207 amino acids. Lineage: Eukaryota; Viridiplantae; Streptophyta; Magnoliopsida; Poales; Bromeliaceae. The record is from RefSeq and is a predicted model, not a curated record. The transcript is spliced from 6 exons.
UACCUUUUUUUCUCUCUCUCUCUCUCUCGCUCUCUCUCUCUCGCCCUCUCAACCAAUAUGUACGCCGAUCAUGUCGCCUCCGGUGCGAAGAGAUCCAUCAGGGAUCGCCUCAAUGGCGUUACCAACGACGAUCUCCCCCUCCCGAGCUCCCGCGACGCCAAAAGGCAGCGCCAAACUGAUGGCAUGUGGAGGCGUGUGCUUUAUGAGGAUGACAGGAGAUCUCAGAUUUCAAAAGCUGGAGUUAAUUCUGAAGACCUUCGGUUGAAACUUCAAAGAAAAGAUUCACAGCAAGCUAUUCUUAACAAGCUAUCUGGCAAAGUGCGGCCUCGGUCAGAAAAUACUGAAUCACUGAAACCAAAGCCUGUAGCACAGUGUUCUAAACCUGUUCAAAAGAGUGACGUCCCUACCAUUGAAGCUAAGAUUUCAGUCUUAAGAAAAAUGUCUGCUUCAACUACUUCCGGAAAGCAGUCCCAACAAAAAGUUCAGGCGUCGGUGGAGGGUUUACUUAAAUCUCUGGGCCUAGAGAAGUAUUUAGUUACAUUCAGGGCAGAAGAGGUGGAUAUGACUGCUCUAAGGCAUUUGACAGAUGAGGAUUUGAAGUCUUUGGGAAUCCCAAUGGGUCCGAGGAAAAAGAUACUGUUGGCGGUGAAUUCCAAAACCAAGAACGAUGGCAACGUGUAGCCUGUUCUUUAAGUUGAUCAUCUGCGUUAUCUGUUACUGUGUGCUAUUUGGCGGCAUCAUGGCUUUGCAAAUUUUUGGAUGUAAACAGUCUUAGCAGGGCUCCUUUUAUUCUCUUUUCUGUUCAUUCAUGGCAUAACCAGUAGAUGCGGGAUCGCUUGCUUAUGACAAAUUCACUAGUGUAUCUUGUACUCUCUAACUUGUAUUUUGAUAACCAGAAGCUGUAUACUGUGAGAAUGUGUGCAGAAAAAGUAUGAAGCCUGUGUAAAAAGUUUUAGAUCAAUCCUAACAUGAAUGCCUUUUUUUU